AUGAAGACUGAAGAUAUAGGCACGAUACCUUUACCCAUAACGCCCGUACCGGGUGAUUACCAGACGAGUCCAAAUGAGCAGCUGCAGCCUCACCGGCUACCACCACAGCCUCAGCAGAACGUGAAUGCCGCUGCGAAUCCUCACCAACCCCAUCCCUAUCCCCUUGCCCUGUCGCAGUCCCACGCACAACCCCGUCCCCAACCCCAAUCUCAACCACAUCCCCUGGCACACGUAAACCCGAGCCAUAACCAGCAGAAAUACCACAAGAUUCAGCCUGCGGCAAUCAAGCCGAAGCCUGUUCCAAUUGCGAUGUUGCCCAAACCAGUGCACAAAUCGUACUUUGACCCUACUCCUAACUUGAAGUCAAGUAUCCAGCUCAAUGUAAAUACAUCCAAGAAAUGGGUGCUCCCCCCGAGACCAAGACCAGGAAGAAAGCCUACUUCGGGUCAUGGAGAUGAUAUAAACGGACAGGUGCUGACCCCAACUCUCAGCCAGACUCAAACUCAGACGCAGAGCCUGGUCCAGAGCCCAAACAGCGGACAAGCACCACCUAACGCAGUGGCUCUGGCGUCGUACAAUUCCAAGCUAUCGCCCAAGAAGAAGUCCAAGGUUACAAUGGAGGAUGAAAGCAUGAAGAUUAUAAGCCAGCUACAACAGCAAUUUCCAAACAUCAGCGCCAACACGUUGGCGUCUGUUGCAGCUGUCCCAGUUGCAGUUCCUCUGGCCGCUGGUGCAAUCAGCAGCCCUGAUGCAACCACAACUAUCCCCAUCCAGGCAACCAACCAAUCUGCAUCUACCACAGUGACAUCUCCUCCAAUAACAUCAAAUACUAUCAAGAAUCUUAAAAUUUAUUACGUUUCAAAGAUCAAAGAGCAGGAACUAGUGAAAAAUUACAUUGAGGUGAUCAACAAGCAGAUCAAGGAAUUAAAAUUUGUACAGAAUGGGGUAAUUACGUUUGAUGCUUUGAACAACGAUGAAAAGAGCCAAUCAAAUCCCCACCUGAACCAGCAGAAUCAGAAUCAGAAUCAGAACCAAGUCCAAGCACAGAACCAACAACCGCUGCAGUUGCAGCAGCAACUACAACAGCGUCAAAUUUCGUCGCCACAACUAUCUCUGGCUGGCGUAGGUAUGACCUCUGGUUUAGGUUUAUCAUCGCUUGGCCAAUCUGGCCCUUAUGAGCAGCUCGAGCGAAUAAACAAUAUUAACGAUUUAAAUAAGUUUUUAAGCUACUUAACGAAGUCGUCUAAUAUUAUUCACAGUGUUACAAAAAAGUAUAACAUUUCGGACGAGAACUUGGACAGUCAGAUCAAAGCAUUCUUAGACAAAAAGGCAAAGACCAAGCAACAGCAGAAGCUCCAACAGCAGCAACAGCAGCAGAGAGCAGAGCAGGCUCAAAAAUCUAAAGUGAGCUCUGUGGGAAGUGUAGGGCUUGGAAGAAAAAAUGGCUCGUCACCAUCAUCCAUGUUAUUGAAACUGUCUUUGGAGAUGAACACGCCCUUGAAAUCUAUCGAGGAAGAUUUCUCAGACGAUGGUAUCGAUGUGUUCAGCAUUCUUAAGGAGACACCUACGAUCCCCAGCGGAUUAGAGAUGGAGGAGUUGUUCACAAUAAACGAAUUGGAGGACUAUAUAUUAAUUGAUAAGGGGCUAAAUAGGGAAGAUGGGCAGGGACUGGUCCCAAUACAAGCAAAUCAAGGAAACGGACACAAAUUUCAAGAUUACUCGGCGCAGGAUCAGCCGGGGAAUAGGGACGUGACACCGGUAGCAGGUCAAGAACAAGUAGAACAGCACCAGCACCAGCACCAGCACCAGCAGCUGAAUCAGGGCAGCGACAGUAGUAAACAUCAACCCACAAAAAGAUCCAAAAAAGUUUCUAGCUGUGGGUUCUGUUCCAAUGGUACACCAUGCUUAUGUUUAGACGCUGACAUAGAAAUCAGGCUGUUAAAGUAG
Molecule: messenger RNA, 1947 nt
Organism: Dujonia railenensis
Lineage: Eukaryota; Fungi; Ascomycota; Pichiomycetes; Serinales; Debaryomycetaceae
Source: the annotation of a GenBank genome assembly